Messenger RNA from Oncorhynchus gorbuscha (pink salmon), 3020 nucleotides. Its product is annotated as matrix metalloproteinase-9-like. Gene Ontology annotation, molecular function: zinc ion binding; metalloendopeptidase activity. Gene Ontology annotation, cellular component: extracellular matrix. NCBI's taxonomy places the organism in Eukaryota, Metazoa, Chordata, Actinopteri, Salmoniformes, Salmonidae. The transcript is spliced from 13 exons. The coding region runs from base 159 to 2225 and encodes 688 amino acids. Gene Ontology annotation, biological process: proteolysis; collagen catabolic process; extracellular matrix organization. The record is from RefSeq and is a predicted model, not a curated record.
AAAGCACCAAAGAACAUCCUAUCCACUAAACUUCAAGGAACAGUGAUCCACUGCAAGCUUUGUUACUGUCACUGAGAGUCUCUUCAUUGGCUGUCUGGCACAUCACAUCGUAUCUUCUCUAUUACUUUGGGCAACUUUCAUCUUACCUUGGUCUCACCAUGAGAUCUCACCAUAGAGUUCUGGUUUUCCUAGUGUUGGCAAUGUGCACGGUAGGUGGAUGGUGCGUUCCCCUGGAGAAAACCGUGUCUGUCACCUUCCCUGGAGAUGUCCUCAAGAACAUGACGGAUAUGGAGCUGGCAGAAAGCUACUUGAAGAGGUUUGGCUACAUGAAUGUUCAGCACCGCAGUGGUUUCCAGUCUAUGGUGUCCACCUCCAAGGCUCUGAUGAGAAUGCAGAGGCAGAUGGGGUUGGAGGAGACAGGGACGCUGGACAAGUCUACGGUAGCAGCCAUGAAGGCACCUCGCUGUGGGGUCCCUGAUAUACGCUCCUACCAGACCUUUGACGGGGACCUGAAAUGGGAUCAUCAUGAUGUUACAUACAGGAUCCUGAACUACUCUCCAGACAUGGAAGCCUCUCUGAUAGACGACGCCUUCGCCAGAGCAUUCAAGGUGUGGAGUGAUGUCACCCCUCUCACCUUCACGCGACUCUUCGACGGCACCGCUGACAUCAUGGUGUCAUUUGGAAAAGCAGAUCAUGGAGACGGCUACCCCUUCGAUGGUAAGGACGGCCUUCUGGCCCACGCCUUCCCCCCUGGUGAGGGCAUACAGGGAGACGCCCACUUUGACGACGACGAAAACUGGACCCUCGGCAAAGGAGCAGCUGUGAAGACUAGCUUUGGCAACGCAGAGGGUGCUCUGUGCCACUUCCCUUUUUCCUUCGAGGGCAAAGAGUACUCCACCUGCACCACAGAGGGGCGCUCUGACAACCUGCCCUGGUGUGCCACCACAGCCGACUACGGCAGAGACAAGAAAUUCGGCUUCUGUCCAAGUGAACUUCUGUACACAUUUGACGGAAACAGCAACGGCAAAGAAUGUGUGUUCCCCUUCGUGUUCCUGGGGGAGACAUAUGAAGGUUGCACGACAGAGGGUCGCAGUGAUGGAUACCGCUGGUGUUCCACCACAGACAACUUUGACAAGGAUAAGAAGUAUGGCUUCUGUCCCAACAGAGAUACGGCUGUGAUUGGUGGAAACUCUGAAGGAGAGCCGUGCCAGUUCCCCUUUGUCUUCCUGGGGAAGAAGUAUGACUCAUGCACCAGCGAGGGACGGGGAGACGGCAGGCUGUGGUGCGCUACCACCAGCGACUUUGACGCAGACACGAAAUGGGGCUUCUGCCCAGAUAGGGGCUACAGUCUGUUCCUGGUUGCGGCCCACGAGUUUGGUCAUGCCCUGGGUCUGGACCACUCCAACAUCAGAGACGCCCUCAUGUAUCCCAUGUACAGCUACGUGGAAGACUUCUCCCUGCAUGAAGAUGAUGUUGAGGGCAUUCAGUAUCUCUAUGGAUCCAAGACAGGCCCUGACCCCACACCCCCUGGGCCCACCAUCCCUACACCUGGUCCCAGCGAUGAGCCUGAGCCCAACACCCCCACUACCACCACUACCAGCCCCACCACUACACACCCUGUGGACCCAUCCCAGGACGCCUGCCAGAUCAACAAGUUCGACGCCAUCACAGAGAUCGAUGGAGACCUGCACUUCUUCAAGGAUGGGCAAUAUUGGAGGUUGUCAAGCAAGACUGACGGUGGACUGAAGGGUCCGUUCUCCAUGUCUGAGAGGUGGCCAGCUCUGCCGGCCGUCAUUGACACGGCCUUUGAGGACCUUGUGACAAAGAAAAUCUACUUCUUCUCAGGCACCAGGUUCUGGGUGUAUACAGGACAGAGUCUCCUGGGACCCCGCAGCAUUGACAAACUGGGUCUGCCCUCUACUGUAGAGAAGGUGGAGGGAGCACUGCAGAGAGGGAAAGGCAAGGUGUUGCUCUUCAGUGGAGAGAACUACUGGAGGCUGGAUGUGAAGGGCCAGAAUAUCGACAAGGGAUAUCCCCGCUUCACAGACAUCGUCUUCGGGGGUGUUCCCAAUGAUGCUCAUGAUGUCUUCCACUUCAAGGGCCACAUCUACUUCUGUCGGGAUCGUUUCUACUGGCGAAUGAACUCUAGGAGACAGGUAGACCGUGUGGGAUACGUGAAGUAUGACAUCCUGAAGUGUACCGACUCCUCCAACUUCCGCUACUGAGCUACUUUACCCAUAGAAAUUGACGUACUAGAAUGAGUAUCCCCAUUCAAGUCAGUAUUUCGUGACGGGUCUAAGGGGCCAUCUUGGUUCUAGUAUAAAUAUUUCUAUGGCACUGUUUCUGGGCUGAAUAUUUUAAGAACCUUUCCAACAGGAUGUUCAUUCUUAGAGUCACAGAUUUGUUUGUGCUGUCUUGCCAACGUAUUGCUAUGCUCUCUGUCUCUCCUGAGGCUAUAAAAGGGGAUAUCUGACGCGAGAAUUAUGCAGAUGCGUGAUUGUGGUACUGUUGGUGUAUGGGGUGCCGUUUGUAAAGUUGAAACGAUGCCCCACUUUGUGUGCUUUUUAAGACGGUGAAAUUAUUGCCCCCCGUCCAGUUGAUUCAGGUCAAACCAAAUGAUACACAUGUACGGGCAAUUUCCUUCUAACUGUGUGAGUAAAUGGAUUUAUUGUCCUCUAGUGUAGGGUCUAGAGACACAUAACCACUGCCCUGAAAUAACGAUUUCAGCACCAGCAGAUCCGAUUCACAAUCUGUUGGUGCUUAAGCCUAUCUGCCUGGAGCAGAUAUUUUUUGAUGAGCCAUGAAUUUGUAUGUAUUAUUACCCUCUAGUCUUAUUAUUGUGUUCAACAAUGCAAUGUUGGUUUAUUUGGUGUUAUUUUAUAUUUCUGAACUGGCUCAAAAAGCCAUGUAUUUUUGCACUGGAUGUCACGCAAUGGUGUCUCCAUCACGUUUAAGUUAUUUCGUAAGUAAAUCAAUGUUUUGUAUUAGAACUGGAAAUUCAAUAAACAAAUCGCACUUCA